GAAGGAGGCGUGGAGGUGACUCUCUGGCCCGCAACGCCUCUACUCUCCUGUCCCGACUGACGUUGGGCAACAAAGAUGGCGGCGGGGUCCAGCAAUUACUGGGAAGAUCUCAGGAAACAAGCUCGACAGCUGGAAAAUGAACUUGACCUGAAGCUAGUUUCCUUCAGUAAACUGUGCACAAGUCACAGUCACAGCAGCGCUCGGGAUGGAGGCCGCGAUAGGUACAGUUCUGACACAACACCCCUAUUAAAUGGAUCAAGUCAAGAUAGAAUGUUUGAGACAAUGGCCAUUGAAAUUGAACAGCUUUUGGCAAGGCUUACGGGGGUGAAUGACAAAAUGGCAGAAUAUACCAACAGUGCAGGGGUCCCCUCUUUGAAUGCAGCACUGAUGCAUACGUUGCAGCGACAUAGAGACAUUCUACAGGAUUAUACACAUGAAUUCCAUAAAACCAAAGCAAACUUUAUGGCAAUACGGGAAAGGGAGAAUCUCAUGGGAUCAGUACGAAAAGAUAUUGAGUCGUAUAAAAGUGGGUCUGGAGUGAACAACAGGAGAACAGAACUGUUUUUGAAAGAACAUGACCACCUUCGGAAUUCUGACCGUCUGAUAGAAGAAACAAUAAGCAUUGCUAUGGCAACAAAAGAAAACAUGACUUCCCAGAGAGGAAUGCUCAAGUCAAUUCACAGCAAAAUGAACACUUUGGCCAACCGUUUUCCUGCCGUGAACAGCCUGAUACAAAGGAUCAACCUUAGGAAACGACGCGACUCGCUCAUCCUUGGAGGGGUCAUCGGAGUCUGUACCAUUCUGUUGCUGCUGUACGCAUUCCACUGAAAGGACGGCCCCAGGACUCUGCCCACUGCCUUCAUGCCGUGCCCUGGAGUGGGGAAACGAGGAAGGGAAAGACUGUCCUGGCCACAAGCCUGCCAGUCAGAUGAAUUCUAAUGCCACCCAUGACUCGGACCUGGUCAGACUGAGCUGAAGCCACAGUUUUUCUGUGCUAGCUUUUCUAAUACACAUUACUCUGUUUUUAAUUUUAAAAACAACAACAACAAAAGGUUUUCAGUUGCUUGUGUCUCCGUAGGAGGUAAGCAAGCAAAAGCCGAGAACUGGGCUUCAGUUACUGGUGGAGCCUGAUGACCAGUGGGCCUCAUAGCUGGACUCCUCACAGCACCAGGCUCUCCACAUCCAAAGAAGGCUUUGCUUUCAGCCACGAGAUUGGAUGUGAAUAAAAAUAAUUCUUGUCCUUUUAUUUAACACUUGUGAUGAGAAAUCAGCGGUCCUUGGCUGAUACUCUGUGAUCUAGAUUCUACUCUGUGUCCCUAACUCUUGGCAGUCAAGAAAAAGUCCAUUUUGCACCAGUUUGUAAGAUGCCGAUAGUCCAGCUUCAUCAUGGUUGAGGUCGUCUGAAAUGGAGAGCGCUGUAGAAAGGGCGUGUCUUUUCUGUUUCACUGUGAGCACUGGGUCAGCUAUACGACCGACCGGGAAUAUAUCAAGAGUGCAGGCCUUGCACCGAAGAGCUGAUCAUUGUUUAUUAUUGCUUCCCCUGGGUUAAUAUUUGCUUCUAUACGAUAAAAUUGCAUUUCCACUCUGACAGACAAACAGCCAGUGCCUGUCACUGCCCCUAGUGGUCCCUCAUCAUGUGAAGAUUAGUACUAGGAACUGAGAGGGAACUGUGGCUCUCAGUGAAGUCUGCUCAUGAGCCACAUGUGAGAAAACAUUGAGGGGUGGCUCUCCAUGUCAUCCCAUGGGACAGUGCCCUGCAGCCUGGUUCACAGGAACUCUGCCCUGGGAGGAUCUAUCUCUUCAUUCCUCAUCUGUUAGGAUCCUCUGCACCCCAGGCCACAGUCUCGUUGCUGAAGGUGCCUGUGACUCCUGUCUGCACCUGUUUAUUGCUAUGGACAGUGACAGAGUUGUAAAGGCUUUUUGAGGUUAGCCAUUUCUCAGCAUCUGAAAUCGAUAACUUGUCUUACUGAACUAGCAGAUACUUUAUAGACCUCUGGCAUCCGCUCACUGAGAGAGAAGGCUGCUAGUCCCACUGGAGUAGCCUCUGGCACCCCGGGCAAUGAGAGGAUGUUAGGGUAUAGCUCUUGACCACCUCAUGGUGUGGGCAUGGUGCCACAGGAUGGACUUGAUGUACUUAGUGCUGCUCAUGGGUAGAUUGACAUCCGGUCUGGGACUGACUGAGAGGAGAGGUUUGUCAUUCUAGUGUUGAAGUGUUAGUACAUUCUGGGUAUGAGAGGCAUUUGAUAUAUUUUUCUUAAUUAUGGGGUUUAUUUUUCUAAGUAUGGGUUAAUCAGCUUGUUGACUGGGUAUGCCCUUAAAAGGAAAUUAAAUUUCCCACUGUGGACCUUAAAGAAUCAGGGAAAUUUGUUUGUUAAAUUCUCCUUGGGAGAACAGAACUUCUCUUCCCUGACACUUUAUUAUCUUUGAUUUUUUUCAAAGGGCCUUGAUUGGUGGUUGUGCCUCAGCUAGACUUUAUGGGAGUUUGGUUGGUAUAUAGUGGGCGUAUAUAAAACCUGAAGUAUCCUAAAUAAAGUUAUUUAUUUAAAUAUA
Peromyscus leucopus (white-footed mouse) is the source of this 2550-nucleotide messenger RNA. It is a transcript of the gene Gosr1, whose product is annotated as golgi SNAP receptor complex member 1. Bases 76 to 828 code for a protein of 250 amino acids. Gene Ontology annotation, cellular component: SNARE complex; Golgi membrane; cis-Golgi network. Gene Ontology annotation, molecular function: SNAP receptor activity. Gene Ontology annotation, biological process: endoplasmic reticulum to Golgi vesicle-mediated transport; vesicle fusion. The transcript has 9 exons. The record is from RefSeq and is a predicted model, not a curated record. NCBI's taxonomy places the organism in Eukaryota, Metazoa, Chordata, Mammalia, Rodentia, Cricetidae.